Messenger RNA from Acanthoscelides obtectus, 1746 nucleotides. Lineage: Eukaryota; Metazoa; Arthropoda; Insecta; Coleoptera; Chrysomelidae. The record is from the annotation of a GenBank genome assembly.
GCAAAAUAGGCCUAUUGGCCUACAAGCACCGGCAACGCGGUACUAGUAUGGAUAAAACUGCCCGCUGGCCGUAAACUGUCCUCAGUAACGCGUGCGGCACGCGUACAAGUAUAAACACCAGUGAUAACGUAGUGAAAGAAAGGAAGUGCCACACGCACAUCACAAGGACGAAUCUGAAGAAGCUGUGGUCCAUAACCAGGAAGAGAGAAGCGGACUGUACCAAGACGUACCAGGGUAAUUGAGUUGAGAAGUCAGAAACAAAAUAUGAUGGAGAUCCACAGUGUAUACGUUUAUUUUGUCGUUCUGGCAGUAUCCCUAAUCGGUAUGAGCUGUGAAGAAACAGUGAUUGAAGAAGAAGAUUAUAUUGGAGAAUAUCUGAUAUAUAGGGAUGCGAUCCGGUUCGUGGAAAGCUGUGGAAAGAAAGAAUUUUCCGUAUGCCUCAAGGAAAGGAUCCUAGACUACGUCGAGAGUUUGCCGCAGGAAAUAAAUCUCGGAGGCGGGUUGUGGAUAAAGCAGAAUCAAGGCGAUAGGAAUUUCAGACAAAAUGAAAUACCUGGCAAACCUAGGACUGGCGGUGAAGCUCUGGAUAAGAGGUUACUGGACAGAAUCAGCGAGUAUGUUCGAACACAUCGGGUGGAGUUCCUCAUGCCUCAGGGAGCCCUAAAGGAAUUGGAUAAGGCAGUUGUCGAAGGCAGGAAAAAGAAGGGUAACAAAGGAGGCGGUGGAAUGGGCAUGAGAGGGAUGAUGAUGAUGUUCUACCUUAAAGCGGCUGCAUUGGGCGCUAUCGCGCUCAAGUUCAUCGGUGCUGUUGCAUUCAAGGCCCUUCUUGUAGGCAAAAUUGCGCUAACAAUAGCUCUAGUGAUUGCACUCAAGAAGCUGACAGAUCAACAACAUCAUACGUCGACAUAUGAAGUAGUUGCCCCUCAUCACUAUGAUGAUGCUUCGCACUAUGACAGGUCGUUUAAGGUGGAUCCUAGUUACAAGGACAGCAUUGGUGGAGGUAGAAGUUAAAAAAUAUAACUAAUAAUAAAAUGUUCUCAAGAUAUCCGAGAUUUAUUGUAUGUGGAUGAGAGUAUGUCAAAGCGUAGUUAUAGAACCAUCAAUCACAAAAGGCAAUGUAGGUUAAUCUUUUCUGAUCUACUGGUUCCCUGGGAUGACUUAUCGUCAAGUCAGUGUUUCCUUCUAUACUACCUAUGAUGACAGGCACUAGUUCUACAUAACCAAUAGGUAUAGAAUGAAUGACUUCAUAACGAAAAGAUAAAGCUGGCUGCAAAAGGUUAACUAAAUAGGAUGUAUGGAUUAUUAUAAUUAUUGCAUUAUAUCAUAUAUUAUUGUAUUACCUCUGAUAUAGCAUCUUCUACAUUAUACCAGGAUGAAUCUUAGUCAAGUAUGAUUAAUGAUGCAAGACACAUCUUGAGGAUUUUGUGGUCAGAAACCUAACUAUAAAAGUUUGGUUCAGAACCACCACAAUAUGCAGCAUAUCUAGAGGUCACUCAGUAAACUGGUUAAUUUGAAAGAUUUGCAGAUAGUCAUUUCUUUUUAAGUGAAAUAGAUUAAAAUCUGGAAUGUAGUCACAUGACUCAUGUGCGUCCUUUCACACCAGAGCUUUAGUAUUAUUACUUAUAAUGUGUUUUGUACUUUGUUAUAAUUGUAUCAGUAAGAGUAAAGUUAUUUAUUUAAUUUAUUGAAUUAUAGUUAGGUGAAUAAGCAUAAUGAAAAUUAUACAAAGGAUUUGUAAUAGACGAU